AUGGAAAUACCAACAACUUCAAAUUUAAAUAAUGUUGUACAACCAAUUCUUUCUAAAUCUAAAGAGUUUAAUACAUUCCUCCAAUCUUCAAUAGAGGAUGCAGGAUUGGUAAGAAAGUUUGUUAGCAAACCAUUAGUUUGGUUAGAUGCCGAUGAAAAUAUAUUAAAUGCAUUCGAUAAACUAUCAAAUCAAAAAUUAUUAUCAGCUCCAAUUUAUUGUAGUAUUUCAAGACAAUGGGUAUCAAUUUUGGAUAUUAAAGAUUUAGUAAAAUUCGUUGUUUCAUUAUUUGAUGAUAAUAAUAAUUUAGUCAAAGAUAUUAACCCAAAAGAUAUAACAAUUAGAACUAUUUUAACCAAUUCAAAUGGGGUUUUUAAAAGACAAUGUCCAAUGAUUUCAAAAAAUGAUACAAUUUUAAAUCUUUUAGAUUUAUUCAAUAAAAAAUUCCACAGAGUCUGUAUUGCAUUGUCCGAUGAACAAAUGGAUAUUAAGGUUUAUUCUCAAUUAACUUUAAUAAAGUGGCUAGAUAAACAUCUCAAAGAAUUGGGAUUAUUUAAUAAACUCAAACCUGUAAUUCAAAUCAAUCAUAAUAAGCUAGCAAUCGAUGCUUUUAGACUAUUGGCAGAGAAUAAUAUCUAUGGUGUUCCAAUAGUUAGUGAUAAUGGGGAGUUAAUGGAUAAUAUUUCAGUAAUUGAUAUAAAAUAUGUUAAAAUGGAUAAAGCUAAACUUCUACAACCACUUUCAGAAUUCUUUUAUCCAACAGUAGGAAAUGCAUAUCCAAUUCCUUUAAGAGAACCAAUAGUAUGCGCACCACAAACUAGAUUAAGAGAAGCUAUUGGCAGAGUUGCCUCAGGUAAAGUACAUCGUAUUUUCUUAGUCAAAGAGGUAGUCGAUGCAGGAGUUUCCCAAGUACCAAUAAAUGUUGUAUCAGUAUCUGAUAUUGUAGGAUGUGUAGUAAAUUUAACAGGUUUAAAAUCCAAUUUACCAAAACAAUAA
This is a messenger RNA of Dictyostelium purpureum, 993 nucleotides long. RefSeq lists its product as uncharacterized. Lineage: Eukaryota; Evosea; Eumycetozoa; Dictyosteliales; Dictyosteliaceae. The transcript is spliced from 5 exons. The coding region runs from base 1 to 993 and encodes 330 amino acids. The record is from RefSeq and is a predicted model, not a curated record.